Aethalodelphis obliquidens (Pacific white-sided dolphin) is the source of this 8049-nucleotide messenger RNA. It is a transcript of the gene PLA2G4D, whose product is annotated as phospholipase A2 group IVD. Gene Ontology annotation, biological process: glycerophospholipid catabolic process. NCBI's taxonomy places the organism in Eukaryota, Metazoa, Chordata, Mammalia, Artiodactyla, Delphinidae. Gene Ontology annotation, cellular component: cytosol. The transcript is spliced from 21 exons. Bases 5224 to 7803 code for a protein of 859 amino acids. Gene Ontology annotation, molecular function: calcium-dependent phospholipid binding; calcium ion binding. The record is from RefSeq and is a predicted model, not a curated record.
UCCGCGGCACGUGGGAUCUUCCCGGACCGGGGCACGAACCCGUAUCCCCUGCAUCGGCAGGCGGACUCUCAACCACUGUGCCACCAGGGAAGUCCCUACUCAGAUUUUAAUGCCUCUUUGCAUUGCAUAUUGCCUGAUGCAAUCAGGGCAGCCUGAUGUCAGCUGAAUUCUCAUCCCGUUGUAGGUAAUUUAUCUUUACCUAAUUUUUAGGGUUUUCUCUUUGUCUUCGAUUUUCAAAAGUUUCACUAUGAUUUUUCUAAACUGGGAACUUAAAAAAAAAUCAGUGACCUCUUUCGAUUUUGAGAUUCAUGUCUUUUUAAAGCUCUAAGAAAUUGUCUACCAAUUGUAUCAAAACACUACUCUUCUUCAUUCUCUUUCUGGAUUCCUAUUAAAUGGAUAUUGAAAUGUAUGAAUCGAUUCUCUGUAUCCCUAAACUUUCCUUUUACACAUUCUAUUUUUUUCAUUUGUGCUGCAUUCUGGGGAUUUUCUUUGCAUGAUUUUUUGGUUCACAGAUAUAUACUCCACCUGUGUCCAGCCUGCUUCUCUAUCCAUCUUUUGGGGGGGUUUGUUUAACUUUUGACUGUCACAUUUCCCUGUUUAAGUUCCCUAAUAGGAUCUUCCAAAACUACUUGUUUUCAUUGCAUGGAAAUGCUUCACCACUUCCCUCAGAUGGUGUUAAUAUGUGCAUUUCAUGGUAUUUUCCUGAUUGUUACGUGAACAGUUUCCUUGGGGUAGGUUGCCUCUCCUUCAUGGGCUUUACCUUCUUUAUAUAUUUGGUAAUUCUUGAUUGUCAUCUCAUGUCUGAGAGGGUUGUGUAUAAGCUCUGGGCUGUGACGGCUCCUGGUCAGGUCACUGGCCAUGCAAUGGCGCGGUGACCUUCAGGUGGCAGUGUGGGACUUGGGGAGGAGGCCGAAGGGAUGCAGUUCUAGAGAACUUCAGAGCCUUGAAGUGAUGUUAUGAAAUUAUUAAUCUGUAUUUAUAUCUGAUGGGUUUGGUGCUGCGGGGGGUAAGUAAAAUCUUACAAAGGAGAAUUCCAGUUUCAAGAUGAAAGACAGAGGACAGGCUGAAAUCGCUUCCCAGCAUUUUAAAAAAAUUAACAAUUUUCAGUUACACAGUACAUUUUCUGGAUUUGUCUUUUUAAAAAAUAACUUAGGUUAAAUCAGCAACUGCAUAUCCUAAAUAAUAGAAAAAGUUAGGAAUCAUUGUUCCAUAACAUUCUAUUAACAAUAUCUGAGUUUUUUGAUCACCAAUAUAUUUUUUAGUCCCCAAAUGCACCAUCAAUCAGAACUGAGGUCCACUCUUCCACGGGACAAGUUGACUCUGACACUUGCAAGGGUAAGGAGUCUCUUGGUUUGAGAGCUGCUGGCCUCACUAUGGCUCUCAGAGGCCACUUACAGGGAGCCAUGAGGGUGAAAUGAGACAAGGUGUGUGACACGCUGAGCACAGUGGCUGGCGUGCUGCGUGCUCUCAGUACUUGCUGGUUGCUCUUUUCUAAGGGGUGUUGAUGGCUCUGAGCUGCAGAGAAGUGACUUCUUGCCUGGUCCUAAAUGAUUUGGUCCUCAUCGCUCCCCGCCUCCUGCCAGGUACAUUCAGAGCAACCCGGCUCAGACCUGGGCUUGUUGCUGCCACCUUGCUGGGGGUAGGGCUGGUUGGUAAUGCUGGCCAGAGUGACCUGUCCCUAGGCCCCAACCCUCCCCUAGGCCAGGGGAAGGACCUGGCCUUCUGGGGACAUUUGACAGGACUCACUCCUUGUUUUUGCUCCAUGAAUCUUCCCCUUCUCCCUCCUUCCUCCUGGCAUGGGAGGAGGUGGUCCAUCUUCGUGUGUCCCUGUGUGCACGUGUGUGUGCUCUUUUUUUUAUUAGCUGUACCAGAGGUUUCUGGUGGUGCUGGCUGACAUCCAAGAGGUGAGGAAAAAGCCCUCAGUGUGGGAGCCACCCAGAGGGUGGAGCCCUGAUCUGCUAACAGAUCCUUGCCUUGCUAAGCUGGGCAGAUUUAAGGCCCCGUCCCUGUGGGAUUGUUACUGCCACCAUCCAGGGAGCGAGGGCGGGAGGGGAGGGGCAGAGUGAACCAGUAGCCGAGGGCAGGUCUUCCCAGCCAGUGGCUGCUGUUCUCUGAUAUUCCUGAAUGAGACAUCGAGUUCCCCAGCCCUCAAGGUGCCUGGAAGGGCCUGGGGCGUUUGGAGCCCUCUUGGCCAUCUUCCUCCAGUUCCCUGCAGACUUGUCCAUUUACCCUAGUGAUUCAGGUCAGUGACGUGGCAGCAUAGGAGUACUGUGACACGAGGGGGUGGGAAGUACAAGCUUAAGAGACCACCUGGCCUUCCUCAGACAUGACAUUCUUGCAUUACCUGCUGGGAUCAACAGCUGAGGCCACAGCCUUCACACAAGCCCCUUUCCCUGCCCUCACCAGGCUGGCAAGUGGCUCCCAGGGGUACCUGCAAAGUUUCAGGCUCAGUGGAAGCCCCUGAUGACCUUAGCCUAGAUGCCUCCUUUGCACCCCCCUUUCCUGAUCUGUGCCUUCCUCUGAGCAAGAACUGCUGCGGGCUGGCUGCCUUCUCAAGUCCCCCCUGAUGCCCCAUAUGCUGGCUACGGAGGGGCCUGCAUGUGACAGUGCCACUGUCUGGAGGCUCCUUCUCUCACUCCCAGACUAUGCCCGGUUUUGGGAAUCUAGUCCUGAGCUGUGUCUGGACAAGCAGCUUCCCAUCAGACAAGCAGCUGUCCCUCAGUGAAUUCAGGGGUGAGAGGCAGCAUGGGGCCCCAGGACCCAAGAUCCCCUUUCACUGAGGGACAGCAUGGCCAAGGACUUGCUGCCAUGGCCUGCGCCAGCCUGAGGUCCUGAUGUUUCCAGCUGCCCCAGAGGACAUCACCCCCGUGCAGGUACCCUUCUAUGGGCUGGGAGGAGACCAAGGCUGCAGGAAUAGGGUGGGUGGGAAAAACAGCAGCUGGAGAGUAGGCUGGGCAUCCAGACUCUUCGGGAACCUGUUUGCUGUGUGGACUGAUGUAGGUCUGGAGAGGUCAGGAAGGUGGGAAGAAGCAGCAAAGGUGACUGAGAAGGAGUGGGUGGCGUAGGAGGAGAAAUACCAGGUUAGUGUGCUGUCCAGGAAGCCAGGGGAAGAAAACAUUUCAAGGAAAACACCAUCACCUGUGUCACAUGCUGCUGAGACGUCAAGUAAGGUGAGGACUGAGAACUCAUCACUGGACUAGCCACGGGCUUUGACUGGAGGUCUUGACAAGAGCAGUUUGGUAGAGCAGUGGGAGAGAAACCUGACUGGUUCAAGAAAACGAGAGGAGAAAAAUUGGAGACAGUAUAGGUCACAGAAGCAAUUAGCAAUAGGAAUCAAGGUCAUCAGCUGAGAGUUUGGAGGAGGUUUUAGAGGUUUAUGGAUGGUGGAGAAAGUAUGACCAAGUUAUUGGAGUGGCAGAGGGGAAGGGACUAAGCUAGGCCUGCUGGGCAACACAGGGACCCACUUGAGGCUCCUGGUCAUGGGGUUAAAGUGAGUGCAGGUGCCAAGUGGUCCAAGAGUUGGAUUCCACCAGGAUUGACUGUUCCCCAGUGAGUGUAAUGAAGCAAGAGAUGGGUUAAGAGUGGGUGUCAGUGAAUCGUUAUAAUGAUGGACCAUAGAACCAAUGACGUUCUCCUCACUCCUGGGAAAGGAAGAGAAACAGCAAUGGACCCCUUGGAUUCUCAGGUGGGGACCAGCCCCCAGGUAUUUCCAGUUCCAAACAUGAAGGCCAGCCUGUGCCCGACCUGGAGGCCUCGUGGGGGGCUUCUGUGACUUGCUCCUAACCUCCUCCUCUUCUCCCCGAGGCAGGUGUCCAGGGCAGUAAACUCUUUUGACUUCUCCUCACGUUGUUCUUUUUCCCACAUGGUGUCCCAGGGGAAAGACUUUGACAGCUGGUUGUACCCAUGGGACCACAGUACCCUGCUGCGGACCUCAAGGCUCCCUGACACAGCGGGGGUUAGGGGUGAAGGAGGCUGCCAGAGACUUUGGGGGCCACACCCUGUCCCUCUAAGGGCUGGAGAUUUAACCCAAUCUGUGCUGGGUACAGCCACACCCCUCCCUGGGCUGCUCUUCCCAGCUCUCCCAGGCCAGGGAGCUUCUAUAUGGGGACACAAUGAGUCACACUAAACUUAAAACUAUGGCUGCUGCCUUGUCACUUUGGGCUCCUUAUGCUGAUAGAUCAGCAGGCAAAGAAAGGAAUGACUUACCAUACUGGGAGGGGUAAUUGGUUCUGAUCGUCAGGAGCUAGGGCUGCUGCUCUAGAACGAGAGCAGGGAGGAAUAUGCUUGGCAUCAGAUGAUCCUUGAUCUUCUCACACAAAGUUUUAACUAUAAAAUGGGCAAUUGUAGCAACCAUGGUCUGAUAAUAGCGUGGUAACCCGAACUCCAGAUCCCUCAGGGAUGAGGGUCUAGGACACCCCACCAUGAGAGCUGCUUGGACCAGCAAAAGUGCUGGCUCGGGAGGGAGGAGGACCUAGAAUGGGGGGUAGAGGAGGAAGAUGACAGUAUCAGCUACAGAUGUGGGACCAAUGGUAGCAGCACAAGCUGUAUUCCACUAACUCUUCUCUUGUAUGUGUCCCCAGAAAUUGUGACCAACAAGAAUCAUGGAAAAGCUGUUCCUGGACUGAAUGAAUUUAAUGUGGGAAGCAAGUGGAUCUGAGUGGUGCAGGAGAUGGACUGUAGUGGAUGCUAGUGGUGCCCUACCCAGAUUCUCUUUAUCAGACCAGUGCACCCAUCCUCCAGCUGCUGGAAUGGUUAGUUACUAACAGGACCAGCCACACAGAAGGAGUGAGAGGCCUAGAGCCAGAGUCCAGAGCCCCCUGCAGCUAGGUCUCCAGAGUCCGCUUGGAGCCCGCCCCUGGGGCUGCCCUAUUAUUACUCCCAGGCUCCUGGCUGCUCAUCUGCUCUCAGGUGCUCAGCCCUCCUCCCCCAGAGGCUGGCCUGGCUCAGGCUGGGGCUGGGCUGCAGGGGUUUCCUAGCUCUGACCCCACCCUGCCCUCUGCCCUCAGCCUCAGGGAAACCAGCUUCCUGCCGCUGCUCCCGGGACUUGACUUCCCCCUCUCUUGUAUCCUGACAUCCCAGGUCUGGAAGUGAUGCUCCACCUGCAGGUCCUGGAGCCUUGCCAGAAGUUUCUGGAAAAGCUAGUUGAUUCAGCCUCCAGGGGAUAGAGGAGAAGGUACUGGGCUGAGGGAGUGACCUGGAGGUGGGGCUCCGGCUGUUUAUAGGAUGGUGGCUCCUCAGAGGCUGGCAGGUCCACCGUCAGUCCCAUUCCAUCGGAGUAGUCUCUGCCAGCCAGCCAGGGAGCUGUCAUCUUGGAGGCAGCUGGGCCUGGAGUGGAGCCAAAGGUUUGGCAUGGAGAGAAUGACACCUAGGGGACCACCUGGCCAUCCUCACCAGGGGGAGACCUCUGCCUGCUGGCAGCUCACCGUGAGGGUCCUGGAGGCACGGGGCCUGGGCUGGGCUGACCUCUUGAGCGAAGCAGACCCCUAUGUGAUCCUACAGCUGCCAACCGCACCUGGAACAAAGUUUAAGACCAAAACGGUCACCAACUCCAAUCAUCCUGUGUGGAACGAGACCUUCACUUUCCUGAUCCAAAGUCAGGUCAAGAAUGUUCUGGAGCUGAGCAUCUAUGACAAGGAUGACUUCAAGACGGAUGACGCCUGCUUCAAGGUUCUCUGUGAUGUCUCUGAAGUCCUCCCUGGCAGGUUGCUCCGGAAGACCUUCUCCCUGCAUCCCCAGGGACCGGAGGAGCUGGACGUGGAGUUCCUGAUGGAGAAAACGUCAGGCUGCCCAGAAAACCUCAUCACCAACAACGUGCUUGUGGCCCGAGAACUGUCUUGCCUGGAUGUUCACCUGGACAGCACGGGGAGCACAGCCGAGGCUGCAGAUCAGGAUGAGCUGGAGCUGGAGCUGGUGCUGAAGGGCUCAUAUGAGGACACACAGACAUCUGCCCUGGGAACAGCCUCUGCCUUCCGCUUCCACUACAUGGCAGCCCAAGAGGCAGAGCUGAGUGGGUGCCUGAGGACCUCUAAAAGCAACGGCUGGAACUCAGGCAACUCAGAUGCGUACCUCACUGUACCCCUAAGGUCCUUGGCCAUGGGGGAGGAGGUGACAGUUGACGUUCCUGCUACAAAUGCCCCAGGAGUGAAGCUGCAGCUCAAGGCUGAGAGCUGCCCGAAGGAGCUGGCUGUACAUUUGGGCUUCGAUUUGUGUGCGGAGGAGAAAGCCUUCCUGAGCAGGAGGAAGCAGGUGGUGGCCAAGGCCCUGAAGCAGGCCCUGCAGCUGGACAGAGACCUACAGGAAGAUGAGGUCCCCGUCGUGGGCAUCAUGGCCACAGGAGGAGGUGCCCGGGCCAUGACCUCUCUCUAUGGCCACCUGUUGGCCCUGCAGAAGCUGGACCUUCUGGACUGUGUGACCUACUUCAGUGGCAUCUCAGGCUCUACAUGGACGAUGGCCCAUCUGUAUGGGGACCCUGAGUGGUCGCAGAGGGACCUGAAGGGACCCAUCGGACACGCCCGGGAGCACCUGGCCAAGAGCAAGCUGGAGGCCUUCUCUCCUGAGCGCCUGGCGAGCUACUAUCGGGAGCUGGAACAACGGGCUGAGCAGGGCCACCCCACGACCUUUGUGGACCUGUGGGGUCUGGUGCUGGAGUUUGCGCUGCACGGACAGGUGAUGGAUCAGAAGCUGUCAGGACAGAGAGCUGCGCUGGAGCGGGGCCAGAACCCUCUGCCCCUCUACCUGAGCCUCAAUGUCAAAGAGAACAAUCUGCAGACCCCGGACUUCAAGGAGUGGGUCGAGUUCUCCCCCUAUGAGGUCGGGUUCCUGAAGUACGGCGCCUUCAUCCCCUCUGAGCUCUUCGGCUCGGACUUCUUCAUGGGGCGGCUGAUGAGGAGGAUCCCUGAGUCCCGCAUCUGCUUCCUGGAAGGUAUCUGGAGCAACAUUUUCUCCCUGAACUUGCUGGAUGCCUGGUAUAACCUCACCAGCUCCAGUGAUGCCUGGAAGCAGCACAUCAAGGACGAGAUCAGGAGCCUGGAGGAAUCUCCUCCCUCCUCGGGGACCUCUUCAGGGCUGGAGGCCUUGUGGCUCCAGCCUGGAACAGCGCUAGCCCAAAUGUUGAAGGGCUUCCUGACGAGCAGACCACUCUACCAGCACAGCUCCAACUUCCUCCAGGGCCUCCAGCUGCACCAGGACUACCGUGCCCAGAAGGACUUCUCCACCUGGGCAGACAGCCAGGUAGACUCCUCCGCCAGCCAGCUGACCCCGCAGGAGCCCCAGCUCUGCUUGGUGGAUGCCGGCUACUUCCUCAACACCAGCUGUCCCUCCAUGUUCCGGCCAGGCCGCAGGCUGGACCUCAUACUAUCCUUCGACUACUCUCUAUCCUCGCCAUUUGAGGUGCUGCAGCAGACGGAGCUAGACUGCCGGGCCCGGGGGCUGCCGUUCCCCCGUGUGGAGCCCAGCCCUCAGGACCGACGCCAGCCCUGGGAGUGCCACCUCUUCUCAGACCCCACCUGCCCUGAUGCCCCUGUCGUGCUUCACUUCCCGCUGGUAAACGCCUCCUUCAGGGACCACUCAGCCCCAGGUGUCCAGCGCAGCCCUGCAGAGCUCCCGGCCGGCCAGGUGGAUCUCACGGGGGACAACUCCCCCUAUUCCAUGUUCAACAUGACCUACAAGGAGGAAGACUUUGACCGCCUGCUGCAGCUCAGUGACUACAACGUACGGAACAGCCAGGGCACCAUCCUGCAGGCUUUGAGGACCUCUCUGAGGCACCGGGCCCCAGGGGCCAGGCCUCCAGGGCCGCAGACUUGAGACUUCUCGGGGUCCCCAAGAUUUGAGGGCCACACUCUGAUCCUGGGGGCUGGGGGCUUAACCCACCUGCAGUGGGUACAGCCAGGGCCCUCACGGGGCUGGAGUUCCCGGGCUCUCCCAGGCCUGGGCCGCCUCUGCGGCUGGUCUCAUCGCCCAGAGGGGCUGUGUCCCACCCAGAGUUCUCCCUCACCUUCAUAGCUGGUUUGGGAGGAGCUGACAACAAACUCCUUACCAGGCCAGCAUAUA